AUGGACUCCAAAUCACCUCUGAGAGACGAAGGCUCUCUACGACUCAUCAGCAUUCAGCAAGCAGCUCACUUCCGGAAGCGGAUAGCUGGUGCUGCAGAGAGUGCCUCUCAGUCCGACCUAGAAGACGACUUGCCGGAGCCCAGAUUGGAAGAGCUGGGAGAUGACGAUGAUAUGCAAGCUUCUAUGUACGAGUCGAUGGAGGAGGAAAUGGAGGAAACGCUGCCAGAGACGGACGAGAAUGUUGUGCAAGACAACGACAACGGUACACAAGAUCAAGCUCCCCGAGAAGGCACUACCGACAGUGCCAUGACUGUGAGUAUCUGGACACGUAGACGCCGGAAAGAGAUCAAGAGUCUGUUGGGAUGGGAGAUACGGGUCUUCCAGCGUUGUAAAGACAUUCGCGGCACGGUAGUCGCGGGAUGGUAUCGCCUUGCUUCUCCCAAUGGCUACCCUCGCUCAAGUGCACACAAGCUCAUGUUGCAGCCUCAGCAGGUGUUGUCGCGUCGGGGUGACGGCGAAGCCGUGAAUAGGACCAACAUAGAGGCUCGGACAGGCAGCGAGACCGGUGCCCUUCUGAAAAGUCUCGACGCGGUCUGCUAA
Messenger RNA from Microstroma glucosiphilum, 600 nucleotides. RefSeq lists its product as hypothetical. The transcript is spliced from 3 exons. Bases 1 to 600 code for a protein of 199 amino acids. NCBI's taxonomy places the organism in Eukaryota, Fungi, Basidiomycota, Exobasidiomycetes, Microstromatales, Microstromataceae. The record is from RefSeq and is a predicted model, not a curated record.